Molecule: messenger RNA, 621 nt
Organism: Prunus dulcis (almond)
Lineage: Eukaryota; Viridiplantae; Streptophyta; Magnoliopsida; Rosales; Rosaceae
Exons: 3
Coding region: 45-434 (129 amino acids)
Cellular component (GO): plasma membrane
Source: RefSeq, a predicted model, not a curated record
GUUAAGUGGGUGGAAAAGAAAGUAAAGUGCAUCAAAAGUGAUGCAUGCAAUUUUAUGAAUAUAUGUGUUCAUAUUUAAUUGGUUUGAAACCAGAACCUUCUAAAUAUCAGUAUAAAAACCAGAACCUUCCCCAUCUGCUCUUCCUCAUAACCCUCUCAGAGUUCUCCAUCCCCUCAAAUCCGUCCUUCGUUUCAGUCCAAAAACUUGUCCGCGUUUCAUUAGCAGAGAUGAACGAACCAAAGUAUGGUUAUCCCUACGCUGCUCAAGGUCAAGGAGGUUAUUACCAAGGCCCUCCAGUAAUGGCACCUCCACAGUAUGCUGCUCCACCACCCAGGAGAGAACCAGGAUUCCUUGAGGGAUGUCUUGCUGCUCUGUGUUGCUGCUGCCUUAUUGACGAGUGUUGCUGCGAUCCCUCCGUCCUCUUUUUCUUUUAGAAUAUAUAAUGUAUCCUUCAAUAAUUCCGCUCCUAUUGUAAUGUUUGAAGGUGAUCUUGUUGGAUCAUUUUAAUUUAUUUAGGUUUUAGGGUUGAUUUAUGUACAAGACUUCUAGUUGUUUCUAUUCUGCGCUGUAUGUGACAUAAUCUCUCACUCACGCUUAUCCAAAAUAGUUAUCUUCUUCAGA